Messenger RNA from Adineta ricciae, 402 nucleotides. Lineage: Eukaryota; Metazoa; Rotifera; Eurotatoria; Adinetida; Adinetidae. The record is from the annotation of a GenBank genome assembly.
AUGGAUCCAUCGACUAGUGUGCAUGGAGAUGUGAACAUAUCAACGAAACUCGUCAUUAGUUUUGGAAGUCUAGGAGUAAUUCUAUUAGGAUUUGCCAUCUUUUAUUGCUAUAAAACAAAACGCAGAGACGAGAAUAAUGAUCGCCGAUCAAGUUCAAGCUCAAUGGAGUCUUAUCAACAGUUAUACUUUUCAAAAGUGCCAUUUGAUCAACUCGAAAAUAUCGACCACCGUAUUAUUGAGCGUUGGUCAUCGGUAGCUGAUCCUUCAUUGACAUUUUAUCGUGUUCAUAUACAAGAUUAUCUGGACAGUGUCUACCAACCUGUCAAUGAAGAACGCUUGCGUUCAUCGAUUGAGCAAUCGAAAGCAAUGGAAUACGCAGGAGUUGAAGUAAAUUUUUUCUAA